Messenger RNA from Gasterosteus aculeatus aculeatus (three-spined stickleback), 1049 nucleotides. It is a transcript of the gene tifa, whose product is annotated as TRAF interacting protein with forkhead associated domain. Gene Ontology annotation, molecular function: protein binding. Lineage: Eukaryota; Metazoa; Chordata; Actinopteri; Perciformes; Gasterosteidae. The record is from RefSeq and is a predicted model, not a curated record. Gene Ontology annotation, biological process: positive regulation of canonical NF-kappaB signal transduction.
GGUCUUGUGAAGCUGGCGAAACUAGGAAGAUAAGUCAGCAGCUUGAAAACAAAGCAGCGAGGGGAAGCCUCUCCCACAGCAGCACCGUUACUCCGACACGACACAUGUUACCUCGCGACUGGGUCAAACGUCUCCUACGUUCAAGUAGAACCUCGACAUUCCGCCUCUCAUCGCAGGAGGUCAACGGGUGAAUCUGCCGUCGGCUGAUUCCACCAGGAGCUAUUCCUCUCCACGAUGAAUGUGUCCCAGACGAUGGAGACGGAGGAGGACCUCCUGACUUGCCUCCACAUUAAGCUUUACCACCCUCAGCAGAGUUCCAAGGGCCUUUACGGGCUGCUUCCUCUGGGGACCAAGAGCAGACACUCAGCCGAUGAGCCUCUCAGGCUGGGACGUGACGGCCAGGUCUGCACCUUCGCCCUGGUCGACGUCCGGGUGUCCCGCAAACAGCUGGCCCUCCUCGCCUACCGCAGCCCGCAGAGCCCGGACACGCUCUUCUCCGUCCAGAACCUGAGCCAGAGGGGGCGGCUGUCGGUGAACAGCUCCACGCUGGACUACCUGGAAAGGAUGGACCUGCCGGACAAGGCCCUGAUCCGGUUCGGGGAGUAUGAGAUGCUGAUCGUCCGGGAGUCCGGCGAGGCCAAGGGGAGCUUCGAGGUGGACUUUGAGGUGCUGGCAGUACCUCCGUCCAGGGAGACAUGCACAAGUGCGCCCAGUAUGACGGCCGUCAUGGAGACGGGCGCCCGCAUGGUGACCAGCUUCCCAGCAGAACUCAGGGUGGGGCUUCUUGGCCCCCUGGAGACUGAUGAGACGAUCUUGUGUGAUGAGUGAUGCCAUGUUUUUUUUAAGUUGUUUGCUUUCAUCUGCAGCGAUACUUUUGUUACUGUGUGUCGUGUGCUAUUAGAGCUACAGCAGGCUGGUAUGAUUCCCCCUUUGAAAUCAAAGUAUUUUACAUAUACUGUAUAUAUAUAUAUAUAUUUUACUCCAUGUUUAUAGAUCAAAAAGCUGUCAUCAUAAUAGCUACUUUCAAAUAAACUAAAUGCUGUGACUUA